CGCCCCAGCUCACCUCCCUGGCUCGGUGGCUCCCUCCCCACUCCACGCUCGCCCGCCCGCCCGCCCGCCACCGCCUCCUGCUCCUCGCCUCGCCUCUCGCUCGCCAAACCCUAGACGCAGAUCCCCUCCUCCCACCACCGCGCAGCAUUACGCUCAGAUCCACCCCCGCGAGCUCAUUCAGAUCCACCCAUGCGGCUCCAGCUCGUCUUCCCCCUCCUGCUGCUCGCCGUGGCGGCGGCAGCUUCCGCGGCUGAGGCCGCGGCGACGCUAUCUUCGAGGAUGGUUCACCGGCUGUCUGACGAGGCGCGGCUGGAGGCGGGCCCGAGCGGGGAGCGGUGGCCGCGGCGCGGGAGUGGGGAGUACUACCGCGCGCUGGUGAGGAGCGAUCUCCAACGGCAGAAGCGGCGGCUCGGCGUCAAGUACCAGCUCCUCUCGCUCUCCAAAGGGGGCGGCACCUUCUCCUCCGGCGACAACUUAGGCUGGUUAUAUUACACUUGGGUGGAUGUUGGGACGCCAAACACCUCCUUUCUGGUUGCAUUGGACACCGGGAGUGACCUAUUCUGGGUACCCUGUGACUGUAUCCAGUGUGCUCCUUUAUCUGGCUACCGAGGAAGUCUGGUGCUCCGUCAUAAAUGGAGCAUCUAUUAUGCAGGAUAGAGAUCUCGGAAUAUACAAGCCUGCUGAAUCAACAACAAGUCGGCAUCUUCCUUGCAGCCAUGAGCUAUGCUUGGGUUCAGGCUGCACAAACCCAAAGCAGCCUUGCCCAUACAAUAUUGAGUACUUUUCUGAAAAUACUACCAGCUCUGGUUUGCUGAUUGAAGAUACAGUGCACUUCUACUCCAGGGAGGGCCAUGUACCAGUGAAUGCUUCAGUUAUUAUUGGUUGUGGAAGAAAGCAAAGUGGUGACUAUUUGGAUGGUGUUGCGCCGGAUGGACUCCUUGGCCUUGGAAUGGCAGAUAUAUCAGUUCCUAGUUUCCUGGCAAGAGCUGGACUAGUUCGGAAUUCCUUCUCGAUGUGCUUUAAGGAAGAUAAUUCCGGGAGAAUUUUCUUUGGAGAUCAAGGAGUGUCCAAUCAACAGUCUACACCGUUUGUUCCUCUGUAUGGCAAACUUCAAACUUAUGCUGUUAACGUCGACAAAUCUUGUAUUGGACAUAAAUGUCUUGAGGGUACUAGCUUCGAGGCUUUAGUUGAUAGUGGAACAUCAUUUACUUCUUUUCCUCCCGACGUUUAUAAGGCUGUCACAGUGGAGUUUGACAAACAAAUGAAUGCUUCAAGAGUGCCUUAUGAAGACAGUACAUUGAAAUACUGCUACAUGGCUAGUCCUCUCGAGAUGCCUGAUGUACCAACCAUAACUCUGACUUUUGCUGCGAACAAGAGCUUCCAGGCUGUUAAUCCUAUCCUUCCAUUUAAUGACAAACAGGGAGCACUCGCCGGGUUCUGCUUAGCCAUCCUUCCAUCAUCGGAACCUAUUGGAAUUAUCGCCCAGAAUUUCCUUGUUGGAUAUCAUGUGGUGUUCGACCGAGAAAACAUGAAGCUGGGCUGGUACCGCUCUGAAUGCCGUGACGUUGACAACAGCACGACUGUUCCCUUGGGCCCAUCGCAGCACAACAGUCCAGAGGACCCGUUGCCGUCGAACGAGCAGCAGACUUCGCCGGCAGUGACGCCUGCGGUCGCAGGCACGGCUCCGCCCUCCAGUGCAACGACGAACCUACAGAAGCUCCUCGCUAGCUCUUACCCGUUGCUGUUACUGACAAUGUCCACUGUGUUCUUCAUCUCAUGAACAACUGAUAGAAUACUAAUCCAUAGCCCUGUAUAUUCUAUGUGCUUUAUAUAUGAUGCUUUUUGUUCCCUGAGAUUAGUAGAUCUGCAUUUUGCCG
Messenger RNA from Panicum virgatum (switchgrass), 1877 nucleotides. RefSeq names its product aspartic proteinase-like protein 1. NCBI's taxonomy places the organism in Eukaryota, Viridiplantae, Streptophyta, Magnoliopsida, Poales, Poaceae. The record is from RefSeq and is a predicted model, not a curated record. The coding region runs from base 503 to 1780 and encodes 425 amino acids. Gene Ontology annotation, molecular function: aspartic-type endopeptidase activity. The transcript has 10 exons. Gene Ontology annotation, biological process: proteolysis.